UUUUUUAAGAAAGUAAUCAAAGGUUUGACCUAUAGAAAGAGAUUAAUCUUGAUCAAAGAUAUACGUAGCAAAAAAAUAGUUUAUUGUUAUGGUUCUUCACUUCUUCUCUCUUAUAAAUAGCAUAGAGUAGCAGCUCAAACUUCAAAGAGGUGUUAAGAAAACAAAUCAAAAAAAGAUGUCAGGGCCUCAGUGCUGUUCAAAUCCACCCAGCCUGAACCCCAGUGGAGGAGGUGGGCAUGUCAAUAAAGUGGGUGGUGUCGAUUCCUAUUUCAGUGGCUCUUCUCACUCUAAACUCGCCCUUCUUAUGCUCUCCGAUGUCUUUGGUUAUGAAGCACCAAAUUUAAGGAAGCUUGCUGACAAAGUUGCAGCUGCUGGGUAUUAUGUGGUUGUUCCCGACCUCUUGGAUGGUGAACCCUUUAAUUAUCAGAAUUCUAACAGACCCUUACCUGUGUGGCUAAAAGAUCAUGGACCGGACAAAGGUUCUGAAGCUACAAAACCCAUAAUUGAGGCCUUGAAAAGUAAAGGUGUUUCUGUUAUUGCCGCUGUUGGUUUUUGUUGGGGUGCAAAGGUUGUGGUUGAACUUGUAAAGUCCAAACUUAUACAAACUGCUGUGCUAAUGCAUCCAUCGUUUGUCUCUCUGGACGACAUCAAGGCUGUUGAUAUUCCAAUUGCUAUACUCGGAGCUGAGAUUGACCAAUAUUCUCCUCCCGAGCUUGUGAAACAAUUUGAACAAGUCCUAGCUGCUAAAGCUGGGGUUGCUAGUUUUGUUAAAAUAUUUCCCAAAAUUUCACACGGUUGGGCUGUGAGAUACAACGCUGAAGAUGCAGAAGCUGUGAAGGUUGCAGAGGAGGCUCACCGGGACAUGUUGGACUGGCUUGCUAAACAUCACAAGUGAGAAAUCUUGCUCUGUUAAGAUUGUACAAUGGAGUGCUAGAGUGGAUAAUAUAAAAUGCUACUCAAUCCACGUAGCUGUAGUUUGCAAGAAAAUAAAUGUUGCAUUAUUAUUGGACAUGAAUCUUAUUGCUAAAUCAUGGUAAUAAUGUUGCUUUCGGUGAUUUGAGUUUGUUGGACAGUUGUCAUUUGAGAUCUAAAAUCUUAAUAAAUCAUAUCUUAAGACCUUUAUGUAAAA
Molecule: messenger RNA, 1129 nt
Organism: Glycine soja
Lineage: Eukaryota; Viridiplantae; Streptophyta; Magnoliopsida; Fabales; Fabaceae
Product: endo-1,3;1,4-beta-D-glucanase-like
Exons: 7
Coding region: 176-895 (239 amino acids)
Molecular function (GO): hydrolase activity
Source: RefSeq, a predicted model, not a curated record